UCCGGUGCCAGCUCGCUCUGCUCGGCGCCUUUCCUCGUCUGGUCGCAGCAGGGCGAGGGGCCGCGUCGCUCGACGGCCACCGGCAGCGGCGGAGAAGAGAAGAAGCCCCCGGAGCACCUCCGGUCUUGCCCAAGGUACCGACUUGUUCCCCGAGGCCAGGCGGCAGAGCAGCGAACGGCGAGAGCGCGGAGGGCCUCCCAGGCGCAGCGCCCGCCCCGCUCACCCCAGCCACCCCUGAUUGAAAUACAUUAUGGCGCGCUUUGCUGCGAUUGUUGUGGAAACGGCGGAAGAAGCGGGCGGGGCCUUGGUCGCAGCUGGAAAACAACUCCCCGGCCGCCCUCUCUCCGCCACUUUCCUUCCGAAUACAUUUGCAAGAAAAGCCUCUCCUGGGAACAGAAGGCGAUGUGGGCAGAUUGAUUGAAACAUUUCGCUUUGGGGUGCCUUUCCAUCCACAGAAACUACCGAACAAGAGGCGACAGAAAUGCAGUCAAAGGAAACUGAAGCUGUAUCACAACCCCCGCCAUACCCAGGAACAGAACCAGCUACACAUUAUCCACCUCCAGUUUCUCAAGUGCCAUAUGGAUCUACCGGAUACGUGUCUGGACCAACUGUUCCAGCACAACCUACUUCAGCUUUCCUGUAUCACCCAGCAACCUCUGGACUUGUCCCGUUACAAAGCCAGCCCGCUGCACCCGUAGUUUGGAUGCCAGCUCCACCUGUACCUCCCAAAUGCCCUCCUGGAUUGGAAUAUUUAGCCCAGAUUGAUCAGUUAGUGGUUGAACAGCAAAUGGAUCUUACAGAAGUAUUAAGUCGCUUUGAGACAUUAAACCGAUAUGAAAUCAGAAACUCUCUGGGGCAGAGGAUUUACUUUGCACAGGAAGAAAAUGAUGAGUACAGCCUGCAAUGCCAUGGGAGCUUGCGAGGAUUCGUCAUAAAGCUCUUUGACAGUACAAACCAGCCAGUCAUGCAGUUGUCCAGAGAAUGCCGGUGUGACAUUUGCUGCUGCCCUUGUAUUUGCUGCCUGCAGGAGCUUGAAGUUCAGGCCCCUUUAGGCACAGUCAUUGGCUACGUGAAGCAGAAGUGGCACCCCUGUCUCCCUAAAUUUGACCUCCAAAAUGAAACCAGAGAAAGCCUACUGAAAAUGAAGGGCCCAUGUGUUCCAUGCCAGUGUUAUCGGGAUGUCCAUUUUGAGGUGAAAACUCUGGAUGAGACCGCUACAAUUGGAGUUAUGACUAAACAGUGGACUGGAAUGGCACGGGAGGCUGUUGCGUCUGCCAGCCUCUUUGGAAUCCAGUUCCCACUGGACCUUGAUGUGAAAAUGAAAGCCCUUGUGCUUGGGGCUUGCAUCCUUCUGGAUUUCAUAUUUUUUGAACGCAGACAACAACAAAGGCAACAGCGGCGAUAAUAUGCUCGACUCCUGCAUCUUGCUGGCUUCAGAGAGUCUGAUUUUAUUUUGCUGACAAGGAGUGUUAAGCUUUCUGAUAAGAGAAUUUUUUU
Molecule: messenger RNA, 1497 nt
Organism: Pogona vitticeps (central bearded dragon)
Lineage: Eukaryota; Metazoa; Chordata; Lepidosauria; Squamata; Agamidae
Product: phospholipid scramblase 1
Biological process (GO): plasma membrane phospholipid scrambling
Cellular component (GO): plasma membrane
Molecular function (GO): phospholipid scramblase activity
Source: RefSeq, a predicted model, not a curated record